AGACUCAAAAUUUAACUCUGCUGUUUCCUCUGUCCUUGCUACAUCAGAGAGUUCACUCCAUCCACCACCCCAUGAAGAACCUAAGAUGGUCCGGAAUAAGUGAACACUGAAACCGAUAAUUUUUUUUACCAUUCAUUGACUUAAGCCUUGGGAUGUCUCGAAUAUGUCCCGAGGCGAAGCCCUUGUGCCCUCUAACAUAGACACAAGUCAAAUAAAAAAGAUUCUUUUUUCUAUUUGUGUUAAAAAAAAGGAAGUUGGUGUGAAAUGGGAAAGGGCACAGCUCAUGGCAUAUAUUCCUUCCCUCAUGCAACCCCAUCAAAUGCUUCCAGAUAUGGAGUGAGAUCAUAGGACAGCCCAACAACUCCAAUAUUUAUAAAGAGAGACUCCCAUCUGCCGCAUAUUGAAAACAUAGUUUCUACUAAAAGAAGGAUAAAAAAGAAGAAGAAAAACCCACCAUUGGAGCUUCAGUUUUCUGCCUGUCUCUCUUGCAUAAACAUUGGUCCAGUCUCAUUUGAUCUGGUCUGCUGCAAAAUACUCAAAAUUUAGAGAAUGAAUUCGGUUCUCUCAACUGAUUCAAAGCCUAGGCUGAAGUGGACUCCUGAACUUCAUCAAAGAUUUAUCGAAGCCGUCAAUCAACUCGGAGGGGCAGACAAAGCAACACCAAAGAGUGUGAUGAGGGUCAUGGGGGUUUCUGGACUCACUUUAUAUCAUCUUAAAAGCCAUUUACAGAAAUACAGGCUGGGGAAAUCCCAGCGCACAGAAAUCUGCCUUGGAAAUGAUAAACCAAAUGAUUACGAAGAAAUGCAGAGCAGGAAUGGGAAUUUCAGUAGUGACACAAGUGGAAUUCACAAGCAAAUGAAUGACAUGCGGAUUUCUCAGGCUCUCCAAAUGCAGAUGGAAGCACAAAGAAAGCUUCAUGAACAAAUUGAGGUCCAGAGACAUUUACAUCUUAGAAUUGAAGCUCAAGGGAAGUACUUGCAAUCAGUAUUAAAGAAAGCACAAGAAACAUUGGCUGAAUAUAGAUCUUCUGUUGGUGUAGUGAUUGCCAGAGCUGAACUCUUUCAACUAGUCUCAAUGGUUAACACCGGCUGCACAAGUUCUUCGUUUUCGGAACUAACCGAUGUAGGAGGUUCAGGCUCAAUCGGAAGAGAAAGAAAGGCUACAAGUACUAUGUGUUCAAUGGAGAGCUCAUUGACAUCUUCCGAGAACUCGGGGCAAGAGGACAACAGGACACUAAAAAAUGAGAAUAUUUGUACCCCAAAUGUUGAACUUUCCUUGGACUUCAACCAGAAAGGGAAGCCUUUGAGAGGUUCAAGCAAACAAGCUAAUGGAAAGAAAAGAAAUAUGACCAACAAUUCUGAUGGUAUAUGUGCUGAGCAAUCACUACCUAUAAGAUUGGAGCUAUGCGAGGAGGAAACCGGUAGCCGUUCGAGGAAGCCCAGAUACUUGGGUUCAUUUGAUCUCAACAGUCAAUGCCACAAUGAUACCAAACCAGGUCCGAAUGCAAUAGACUUGAACUGCAGCGAAUAGAUCCAUUCAAUGGGCACGGUCGAACUUUUACAAUGCUUGGUUGCUGUUAGUAAUAUAGUGUAAGCAAUGAACUUGAUUAUUUAGAACCAAUCCCUUAUGUCCAUAAACCAACUAUAUUGUUAUAUGUAUUUAACUUCAUGAGCUUCU
Messenger RNA from Hibiscus syriacus, 1677 nucleotides. RefSeq names its product myb family transcription factor PHL8-like. The record is from RefSeq and is a predicted model, not a curated record. Bases 550 to 1530 code for a protein of 326 amino acids. Gene Ontology annotation, molecular function: DNA binding; DNA-binding transcription factor activity. NCBI's taxonomy places the organism in Eukaryota, Viridiplantae, Streptophyta, Magnoliopsida, Malvales, Malvaceae. The transcript has 6 exons.